AUCGCCUUCUUCCUUGAUGUAGGAGCUUGUCUCUAUGACAACAGCGAGGCGGAGUCUGGAGGAACAUAACGUUAUUCACGCUUGUCUCUAUCGGCAUCAUCACUGAUCGAGAUACAGAUAGAUAUCCCCUGGAAUGGAAGACACGGACAAAAAAGACCAUGGGGAAUAUAGCGGAGUGAUAAAGGGCGGGCUGCGGCCCUCCAUGAAGCUGGUUGUGAUGGGGAUCGUUAACAAUAAACCCAAGAGCAUGGAGGUGGUCGUGUCCAGUUUCCCCCAGCAGGAGGAGCCAGAGGGCGACGUGGGCCUCCAGCUGAAAGUCAACUUCCCGGAUAAAGCAGUCCAGCGGAACGCCCGUCUGGCUGGGAAGUGGGGUCCUUCCGAGAACACCCUGUCCUACUUCCCCUUCACCGCUGGAGAGUCCUUCAAGAUGGAGAUCGUCUGCGAGCACCAGCAGUUCCGCAUCCUGGUGGACGGCCAGCCGCAGUUCAGCUUCACCCACCGCCUCACACCCCUGGCCUCGCUCACCGCCCUCAGGGUGGCUGGGGAUCUGCAGCUAACCAAGGUGGCCUAACCCAGACCCUGAUCCUCCCAGCCAGACCCCCGAAGACCCAGAGCCUGACCUAGACCCCGCCCUAGCCCUGACCCCCACAGACCCAGACCCCAGCCCUGACCGACCUAGACCCUAACGUAACCCCUGACCCCAACUUAGACCGACCCUAGCCCUGACCUUCACUGACCCCAACCCUAACCUUGACCUAGACCCCAACCCUGACCCCAACAAACCCAGGUCCCAAAACUCCUCAGACCUCCUCCGUAACCCUGGCCCCCACGGACCAGGACCCUUACCCUGACCUCCCCUGACCCUAACCCUGGCCUCCACGUGCCGGGACCUUAACCCAGACCUAGACCUACCACAAAUCUACCCGAGGAAGAAGUUGGAGUCCAAUUAGGUAACGAGUCCAUUGCGGAUGUUGGUGGGUCCAACCCAAAGUGACGCCUGCCUUGUAAUCCCGUUUUAAAACGGGAUUAGUGCCUCACUAGAUUACCUGCAAGGGGAAUUAAACCCAUUGACUGAAUGUAGGCCUAACAAUGUGUCAGUGUCCUCAAUUCACCGCGGGGAAUGUGAACUGAAUUGUGUGAAUUUGAGGAAUUAGCAUUUGUUGUUAAAUUGCAAUGAUGAAAUCGAGGGUGUUGUGCUAGUGACUAAAUAAUUGCUGAAUCUGUCUAAGUACUGUGAAGUGAGACUAAUGAAGAUUAAUAAUUGUAAUUCUGUAAUCCUGCACAAAAAUUGAGUGCAAUCUCAAGUUUGUCUGAGGCUAAAUUACUGAAGCACUUUUAUUUACAGUGACACGAAGAAUGAUUUUUGUGAAAUCAGUUGAAUCAGAUAAAAUUGGAUUCAGUCUGUUCCCAACUUUACACCCGAAUAUAUGUUUGUGUAUAACUAAAUAGGUGCAUGGAAAGAAGAUAGUUCCUUCUGUUUUGUCAAUAGGCCUCCCAAGAGGUUAAAUAGCAUUUUUAAUCCUUCUAUGUUUACUGUUUUUAGCUUUGAAAAAGCUGUAUUUUUAACACUGUCCAUGUAAUCAAUACCUAGCACUUUUUUUGAUCGGAAUGUUCCACUUGUACUUGACUUCACGGCAAUAAACUGUAAUUUGUUUGUUA
Messenger RNA from Gadus macrocephalus (Pacific cod), 1659 nucleotides. RefSeq names its product Galectin-related protein A-like. The record is from RefSeq and is a predicted model, not a curated record. Gene Ontology annotation, molecular function: carbohydrate binding. NCBI's taxonomy places the organism in Eukaryota, Metazoa, Chordata, Actinopteri, Gadiformes, Gadidae. The transcript is spliced from 4 exons. Bases 134 to 571 code for a protein of 145 amino acids.